AAGACGUCAAAGCCAUCAACAAAGCCAUGCGCUCUAAUGUUUUGGUCGUGCAGUUUUCUGCUUGAUGUGUGCGGAGUAACAACGCUGUGCGGGUUCCAGUGACUCUAAAUUACGUAAAAUGCCUUUUAUUUCAAAAGAUUGGCGUUCGCCUGGAGAAGAGUGGGUUAAAACCGAAGAAGGCUGGGAGAAAAAGAAAAUCCUUGAAUGUGGACGCCAACUCGGAAACCAGCAAGAAAACAUGGAACCCAGUUCCCUUGGAAACAUCAACAGCAACGAACUAACAUUCUCGGGCAUGUCAGGGCGAUGGUUGGAGGAGGAAGACAAGGAGAACGUCCCCAUGGAGACCUCAGACUCGGAGACGCUGGCGUUGCAGUCGCGACAGGCUACAGAUGGGACAGUUCAGCCACAUUGCCACAUCACUAUCAAAUGUACCCGAGAGAUUGCAGGCUUCAACGGGCUAAGUGACGCUUUUAAAAGAUUGGACUUCAGGAAUGCUGUGCAUGAUGUUCGAAGAUUCAACUAUAUUUGCAAAUUAUUGGAUCUUCUUAUCUCUCAGAAAAUGACAAUCCUGGUGACGAUGUGUUCCCAAAGCUACAAAACCUUCCAGAGGAAUGUGUACGUGAAGUCCUCCUACGUCUUGCUGACCACAAGGACUUGGAGAACAGUGGGAAGGCCUAUAGUGUGAUGCAGCGCCUUGUGGAUGAGCAGCGUAUUUGGAGAGAACUAUGCCAGUUCCAUUUCUCUCCUCAGCAAAUCAGUUUCAUAAUGGAGAGGGAGCAAAUGGAGGGCCGUCCUCGUGACUGGCAGACUGCUUACCAUAAACUCAGGAAAUCUUUUGGUCUUCGAGAAGAAUACGCAGAAAUGAUCCAGCUGUGUCGAAAUUGCCGCUGCCUCUUUUGGAAAUCUAUUGGGCAUCCUUGCAUUGCAGACCAAGAUCCGGAAUUUCAAGAGAAACUUGAAAAUGUAGAUAAAAAUUCUUUACAUGUUCCAAUUCCGCCUCACGCCUUCCUCAAAUUCUUCUCCCUGUGACUGGCUUCACUGGGAUUGGAAACAAAUCUGUGUGCUGAUCUCUGCAUGAAACAUGGAAUGUCUCUGCUUUGAAGAUGUCCAUUGUGUUGGAGAAUGCAGUUCAUCCUGUGUCAUCUGACAAAACCAGGCACCGCCUAAACUACCAAAAGGAUGAAAUCCAAUAUGACGUAGAGGCAUAAAGUAAUUUAUGGUGAUGAAACAGGGAACUCUAGAAAAGGGAGGUACUUUGCCUUAAUAGAAAUGUUGAAAGUUUAUUUUAUGUUCAUUUGUUUUUAUCAUGUGGCUGUAAGAUUACUUGCAAGAGGUGGUGUACAGUUUGUCUCUGAACUUGUGAUCAGAUACUCAUAAUAUAAACUUAUAAAGUUCUGUUUCUGUGAAGGAGAAUUUUAAAAUUUGAGCAUUUUAUUGCAUUUCAGUGAGUGUCGUGUAAUUUUAAAGGCUUUAUUUUGAUAGUUGCAAGUUUCCAUUGCAGAUUUUUAUCACUGUUUUUGUGUUACUUUACUAGUCAAAUAUGAAUAGUAUCUAUCACAACUGUCAGAUGGAAAUGUUUAUUUGUUUCUUUCCAUUUUAUCUGUCAUUUUGAUUUGUCAAACAUUUUGGAACUUAUAUUGCUCUUGAAGAGUUGAACCUCUGGAAUUGUUUGUUGGGACUGUCAUGUACAUGUGAUUAUUUAUUGUUUAUGAAAUGAUGAAUGUAGAUUGAGAAAAUGCGCUUUGUGAUUUAAAGGCAGUUGUACGUUUAUGAUUGACAUUUGUUUCAACCAGUGGUAGAUCCAGACAGGAAUAAUUGAGGCAAAUGCCCUCUCUUGUAGAGGAAAUAUCUUUUAUUCUAAGAAUAAUAUUUAUACGUUAGAUUUUUAAGGGUCUAUGAGAAUUUAUGAGAUUUAAAGUAAAUGUUAAUUUAUAUUUCCAUUUGAUGGUUAGUUGUCAUAACAGACAUUAAGUCACAAGAGGUUGCUGAUGUGUUUCUGGACAUUUUGGUAGAAAGGGAAUGUAUCUAGAUCUGCCACUGGUGUGAAAGAAAAUAUGAACUUAUUUGCAGCUAUUGGUAGAAUGUUCCAAGUGAGUACUUUAUUAUAUUUCUUUUCUAAGCAGUUAUUGUUUUUUAUAUUCUGUGGAAGUUAUUUGCAGGAUUAAUAGUUUCAUAGAAGGUUAAAUAUGGGACAUUGAUAUUGUUAUUUUUAUUUUUUAUUUGAAAUUUUAAAUUUCUUUAUGCAAAGCAUAGCUAUGACAAUAUGCCCUGUUGUAGUUGAGUUUGGUGUGGAUAUAAUUUCCAUAAGCAAUCUUAAAUAUUGAUAUUUCAUUUAUGAUAACAAAUUAUUUGUGGUCUUGUUUUUUAUGAGCUUGGAUGCACGAGUCUAACAUGUAGAAAAUAUUCCCAGAAGCUAAUUGAAUACAUAUGAAGUUUGUUUUGAACAUAUAGAUUUUAUUAUUUGCAGUUGAUAAGUGGUGAAAACAUCUGAGAUGGUAGAUAUGUGUGAAUGUAUGCAAAAUAAAUGAUUUCAUCUAUUGCACCGUUGCAUUAACUUUCCUAAAGGAAAUGUUGAAGAUACUGCAAUGUUGUUGCCCACAUACGGAUUUGUAAAUGUGCUGACCAAACUUAAAUGCACUAUUUUAUUGUGGCUUAUGUGGCCAUAUUUUUAUAUACACAUUGUACAGCUGUUGUUUCUAUGUAUGUUUUUCCACUCUAAAGUCUUUGUUGCUGAUAGAUCUGUUGAUGUGUUAGAAAUGAUCAGAUAGCAUAUCUGCGGUGGCAGUUCCAUUAUGAUCAUUUAGAUAUUUGUAACAAACUUUGUUAUACUCAUUGAUUGUCGUAUGUGAUAGAGAAUUCUAGUUUGUGUUAGGUGCAUGCGCCUAAAUCAUUUUUCUCUGAACUUUUCUCCUGUAUUCUUUGUAAUACAAAUGUGAGAAUAAAAACAUUUAGUGAUAGAACAACUGAAAUUUCUGUUUUAAAUGAAGACAAUU
Gryllus bimaculatus (two-spotted cricket) is the source of this 2993-nucleotide messenger RNA. The record is from the annotation of a GenBank genome assembly. Lineage: Eukaryota; Metazoa; Arthropoda; Insecta; Orthoptera; Gryllidae.